AUGACCAAGGGCAAGAUAGUGCUCUGGAUCGUGGGCAUCUGGGUGGCGAGCAUCAUCCUCGCCCUCCCGCACUCGCUCUUCAACCAGGUGGUCGACGACUCGCCCUCGCCGUACCUCGACCAGCAGGGCCGCUCCCGGAAGGCCCGUCGCUGUCGGGCGAUGUACCCGCCGGACUACGUGGACACCUUCAAUCUGAUCCUCAGCCUGGAGACGACGCUGACGCAGUACCUCCUCCCGCUGACGGUCACCGCCGUGCUCUACGCCAAGAUCGCCCUCAUCAUCCAGCGACAGGGACAGCUGGCGAG
Messenger RNA from Rhagoletis zephyria (snowberry fruit fly), 305 nucleotides. The record is from RefSeq and is a predicted model, not a curated record. NCBI's taxonomy places the organism in Eukaryota, Metazoa, Arthropoda, Insecta, Diptera, Tephritidae.